This is a messenger RNA of Lycium ferocissimum, 1724 nucleotides long. Its product is annotated as sugar transporter ERD6-like 16. The record is from RefSeq and is a predicted model, not a curated record. Gene Ontology annotation, cellular component: membrane. The transcript is spliced from 17 exons. NCBI's taxonomy places the organism in Eukaryota, Viridiplantae, Streptophyta, Magnoliopsida, Solanales, Solanaceae. Bases 271 to 1710 code for a protein of 479 amino acids. Gene Ontology annotation, molecular function: sugar transmembrane transporter activity. Gene Ontology annotation, biological process: transmembrane transport; carbohydrate transport.
CAAUCUCACAUGAAUCCUAAUCUUCUCCUAUUUGUUUACAGCUUUUUUGUCUCAAAUAUCUUUCUUUUAUUAAUCAUUUUUCCCAAUCAUUGAAUAAAGUUAUUAAAAAUAUCUCAUCUUUGCCCCCCUACUGCAUGCAUAUAAAUACCUCCCAAAUUUUCACUUUUUUCCCUCAACACCAAAGCCCUCUUGUGUUCUUGAGUUUUUUUCUCUUUUAUAUUGAAAAAAGGAAAAAAAAAAAAAAAAAAAAACCUUUUGUUUAUUUCAAGAAUGGCCAUUGAUAAGUGCAAAGAUAUUGAAAAUGGCCUUGAGAAUUUAGAAAAACCCUUUCUUGAAUAUGCUAAAAUUGUUGAUUCGGAUGAAGAAAUAAGUAAAGAAGAUGGAUCACUUGGGAUGGUUUUAUUAAGCACUUGUGUUGCAGUUUGUGGUUCUUUUGAAUUUGGAUCAUGUGUGGGCUACUCUGCACCCACACAAUCAGAAAUUAGGAAUGACUUGAAUUUAACUCUUGCCGAGUACUCCAUGUUUGGUUCCAUCAUCACUAUUGGUGCCAUGAUUGGAGCUAUCACAAGUGGAAGAAUUGCAGACUUUAUUGGGAGAAAAGGGGCAAUGAGAAUGUCAGCUGUAUUCUGCAUUACAGGAUGGCUAGCUGUCUAUUUUUCCAUGGGAACUUUGGUACUUGACAUGGGAAGGUUCCUCACAGGAUUUGGCAUUGGAAUAUUCUCUUACGUGGUUCCAGUGUUUAUUGCUGAAAUAGCUCCAAAGAAUCUACGUGGAGGAUUGACAACAGUUAAUCAACUUAUGAUUGUUUGUGGUUCAUCAGUUGCAUAUUUACUGGGAACAGUCAUAACAUGGAGAAAUCUUGCUUUAACUGGAAUUCUUCCAUGCACUUUCUUGCUAGUCGGUCUGUUCUUUAUCCCAGAAUCUCCAAGAUGGCUGGCAAAAGUAGGCCUUGAGAAAGAAUUUAAGGUGGCAUUGAGAAAGCUUCGCGGUAAAGAUGCGGAUGUUUCUCGUGAAGCUGCUGAAAUCCAGGCUUAUGUUGAUACUCUUCAAAGCCUCCCCAAAACUCGAAUCUUGGAUUUGUUCGGUAGCAAAUACAUCCGAUCUGUGAUCAUUGGUAUUGGAUUGAUGGUAUUCCAACAGUUUAUAGGAAUAAAUGGUAUAGGUUUCUAUGCUAGCCAGACUUUUGAAUCCGCAGGGCUCUCUAAUAGCAAUAUUGGGACUAUUGCCUAUGCUGUAGUGCAGGUUCCCAUUACUGUUGUUGGUGCAUUUUUGAUGGACAGAUCUGGAAGAAGGCCACUUCUUAUGGUGUCAGCAACAGGGACAUUUGUUGGUUGCUUUCUGACUGGAGCAUCUUUCUACCUAAAGGGAAAUGGCCUCUUACUUGAAUGGGUUCCAAUUCUAGCUGUAUCUGGUGUACUGGUUUACAUAUCGGCGUUUUCAAUCGGAAUGGGAGCAGUUCCUUGGGUUAUUAUGUCAGAGAUAUUCCCAAUUCAUGUAAAAAGUGCUGCUGGAAGCCUGGUAGUCUUAGUGAACUGGUUGGGCGCGUGGGCUGUUUCUUACACUUUCAGUUUCCUCAUGGCCUGGACUGCCACUGGUACAUUUAUGCUGUAUGCUGGAUUCGGUUUACUCACCGUACUAUUUGUAGCUAAGGUGGUGCCAGAAACAAAGGGGAAAACAUUAGAGGAAAUUCAGGUCAUCAUCAACUCCUGAAGGUAGAUGCACAC